Rotaria sordida is the source of this 1407-nucleotide messenger RNA. Lineage: Eukaryota; Metazoa; Rotifera; Eurotatoria; Philodinida; Philodinidae. The record is from the annotation of a GenBank genome assembly.
AUGUCUUACGAAGAGUCAUCAUUCUAUCAAAACACUUCUGGUGGAGGUGAAUUUGUCGGUGAUGAAGAUGGUGUUGCCUUUGAUGGAAAUGCGGGAGGUAUUGGUUAUAGUGGAAGUUUACAGGGUGGUGCUUUUGUUGGAGGUUUAGAAGAUGUAGCACAAGGAGGCUAUGCAAGUUAUGAAUCCGCAUCUGCAGCGGGUUACGGAGCUGAAGCAGUUCUUGUUGAUGGCGGAGCUGGUGUUCAAGCAAGUGUUGGUGACUUAGAAGGUGGCUUGGAACAGCAAAAUGUUUCAGGAGCAUUUCUAGCCAGUGAUGCUGCUUUUAGUGCUAGCAGCUUAGAACAACAAUCAUCUGCAUCAGCAGCUUACGCAACUGAUAGUCAAGGUCUCUAUCAAGAUCCUAAUCCAGAAGUUAUACGACGACCAGCUCCAGGCGGUCUACAAACAUAUACUCAACGAGUUCUCAUUCGAUUUUUACAACCACCAGCAGUUCCUCCACCAGGUCCUCUUGUCAUCAAAGAAGUUCGUCCACCUCAACCACCUCCACCUCCUCCACUUUACAUACGACAACGUCCACCACCACCGCCUCCAUUGCCACCAAUUGUUAUUCGUGAAGCUCCACCAAAAUUGCCUCCACCAGUAGGCAUACAAGUCAUAACAAAGAGACUUCCAGCUUUACCAGUACCACCUCGUUCAGUAAUCAUUGAACGUUUGCCACCCCUACCACCUAAACCACGUGAUAUUAUCGUCGAACGUUGGUUACCAUAUCGAACACAACAGAAACGUCGUGUUAUUAUUCAACGAGCUCCACCUCCAGUCAUCCCAAAACCACGUAACAUUAUCAUUUAUUACGAACCACCCAAGGCUCAAGUCGUUCGACGAUUUCAAAAUUUGGGUAUUCAACGUGCUAAUCCAGCUGAAUACGUAGCACGUUAUGGUACUCAAUUGGAAGAUGCUCAAACACUUCUCACACAAGCUCGACAAGCCGGUGUUGUCGAAGAUAUUUCCCCUCCUGCUGGUGGAAUAUCAAAUUUUCAAUUAUCCAAUUAUGAAAGCUAUCAAGCAGGUGAUAUUGGUACUGGUGUUGGUGUUGGUGUUGAUGCUGCUAACUAUGGUGUUGGUUCAUCCGCAGCCGAUGUUUAUGGUGUUAGUGGUGGUUUUUCUUCGAUUGGAGAUGGUGGUCUUGGUUGGGGCGAAGGUGCUGGCCUUAAUUGGGCUGGUGGUGCUGGUGGAGUUUUAUCAAACAGCUAUGAAUCAUCUUCGUCUUACAAUGCAAGUAGUGGUAUUGGUGGUUAUGAUGAAGGUCUUGGAUCAUCAUUUGGUGACCUUGGUCUUGUAGACAAUACAAACAAUGUUAUUGGCGGUAGCUAUGAAUCGUAUUCGUCACAACAAGCACUUACGCACUAA